Dama dama (fallow deer) is the source of this 1503-nucleotide messenger RNA. Its product is annotated as cyclic AMP-dependent transcription factor ATF-4-like. Bases 1 to 1503 code for a protein of 500 amino acids. NCBI's taxonomy places the organism in Eukaryota, Metazoa, Chordata, Mammalia, Artiodactyla, Cervidae. The transcript has 4 exons. Gene Ontology annotation, biological process: regulation of transcription by RNA polymerase II. The record is from RefSeq and is a predicted model, not a curated record. Gene Ontology annotation, molecular function: RNA polymerase II transcription regulatory region sequence-specific DNA binding; DNA-binding transcription activator activity, RNA polymerase II-specific. Gene Ontology annotation, cellular component: ATF1-ATF4 transcription factor complex; nucleus; ATF4-CREB1 transcription factor complex.
AUGUCGGAGAUAGCUGACAUACUCAAAAUAUCCAAAUCAAGCACUGAAAAUCUUUUGCACCAGUUUGGUUAUGUUAAUCCCUUUGAUGUUUGGGUUCCACAUAAGUUAAGCAAAAAAGCACUUCUUGACUCCAAAGACAGAAACGUACAAAAGUCCGCCAGACGGCAGAAAACUGAAGCGCUGGGACUCGCUGCGCCAGAGGGACCGGAGGCAGAAGCUAGGGUAAAGGGUCGGGGAGGCCGUACCUUGGGUGAAGAGCCUGACCGGGAGAGACGGCAGCAGUCUGGGCUCGGCUUCGGGGCAGCGGGGGACCUGGGCGCCCUAAGAUCGCGCCUCUGGGCCAAGUCUGCCCCACCCCUCAGCGGCCGAGCCCCAGGUGAUUCUCACCUUCUCCGUGAGAAGAACGCCAGCUUCGCGUUUCGCGGCUCUUCCCGAAAUGCUUUGCGGCAGGAAAGCCGACGUCAGACGUCAGACGCGCUACUGCGCAUCUUACGUUUGGUCCUUCUCGGCUACCCUCUUGCUCUGUGUGAGAACGGUCUCCUAGGUGACUACCUGGAGGGGGCCAAGCACUUCAAACCUCAUGGGUUCUCCUGCGACAAGGCUAAGGCAAGCUCCUCCGAAUGGCUGGCUAUAGAUGGGUUGGUCAGUUUCUCAGACAACAGCAAGGAGGAUGCUUUCUCCGGGACAGAUUGGAUGGUGGACAAAAUGGAUUUGAAGGAGUUUGAUUUUAACGAUACCCUGUUGAGUAUAGAUGACCUGGAAACCAUGCCAGAUGAGCUCUUGGCCACGUUGGAUAACACGUGUGGUCUCUUUGAUCCCCUACUCCAGGAGACUAAUAAGGAGCCCCCCCAGAUAGUGAACCCAAUUGGCCAUCUUCCAGAAAGUUUACCAACAAUUGACCAGGGUGCCCCCUUCACCUUCUUGCAACCUCUUCCUCCUUCCCCAGGGGCCCUGUCUUCCACUCCAGAUCAUUCCUUUAGUUUAGAGCUAUGCAGUGAAGUGGUUAUCUCUGCAGGAGAUAGCAAGCCAGACUCCACCACUUGCAUUACUGUGAUCCCUCAGUGCAUAAAGGAGGAGGAUGCCCCCUCAGAUAAUGAUCGUGGCCUCUGUAUGAGAUCUGACUCCUCUCUGGGCUCUCCCCAGCACAGCCCCUCCACCUCCAGGGGCUCUCCAAAUAAGAGCCUGCUAUCUCCAGGUGCCCUCGGUGGCUCUUCCCGCCCCAACCCCUAUGACCCUCCUGGAGAAAAGAUGGUAGCAGCAAAAGUAAAGGGCGAGAAGCUAGACAAGAAGCUGCAGAAAAUGGAGCAGAACAAGACAGCAGCCACUAGGUACCGCCAGAAGAACAGGGCAGAACAGGAGGCUCUCACUGAUGAAUGUAACGAGCUAGAAAAGAAGAAUGAGGCUCUGAAAGAGAAGGCAGAUUCCUUGGCCAAGGAAAUCCAGUAUCUUAAAGAUCUGAUAGAAGAGGUUCGCAAGGCAAGGGAGAAGAAAAAUGUCCCCUAG